This is a messenger RNA of Pongo pygmaeus (Bornean orangutan), 1218 nucleotides long. It is a transcript of the gene GCSH, whose product is annotated as glycine cleavage system protein H. Bases 149 to 670 code for a protein of 173 amino acids. Gene Ontology annotation, cellular component: glycine cleavage complex; cytoplasm; mitochondrion. Gene Ontology annotation, biological process: glycine decarboxylation via glycine cleavage system; protein lipoylation. NCBI's taxonomy places the organism in Eukaryota, Metazoa, Chordata, Mammalia, Primates, Hominidae. The record is from RefSeq and is a predicted model, not a curated record. The transcript has 5 exons.
GCCCAGUCGGGCUCUGUCCCGCCCCGGCGGCACCGCCUCCGCCCCUCCAUCCAGCCGGCUCCCUCCGGCCACGAACUGCCCCUCCCCGCCCCGCCUCCCGGCGUGGGUGGCCGAGGCGUAGCGCUGCGACCCCCGCACCCUUGCGAACAUGGCGCUGCGAGUGGUGCGGAGCGUGCGGGCCCUGCUCUGCACCCUGCGCGCGGUCCCGUCACCCGCCGCGCCCUGCCCGCCGAGGCCCUGGCAGCUGGGGGUGGGCGCCGUCCGGACGCUGCGCACUGGACCCGCUCUGCUCUCGGUGCGUAAAUUCACAGAGAAACACGAAUGGGUAACAACAGAAAAUGGCAUUGGAACAGUGGGAAUCAGCAAUUUUGCACAGGAAGCGUUGGGAGAUGUUGUUUACUGUAGUCUGCCUGAAGUUGGGACAAAAUUGAACAAACAAGAUGAGUUUGGUGCUUUGGAAAGUGUGAAAGCUGCUAGUGAACUCUAUUCUCCUUUAUCAGGAGAAGUAACUGAAAUUAAUGAAGCUCUUGCAGAAAAUCCAGGACUUGUAAACAAAUCUUGUUAUGAAGAUGGUUGGCUGAUCAAGAUGACACUGAGUAACCCUUCAGAACUAGAUGAACUUAUGAGUGAAGAAGCAUAUGAGAAAUACAUAAAAUCUAUUGAGGAGUGAAAAUAAAUGGAACUCCUAAAUAAACUAGUAUGAAAUAACGCAACCCAGCAGAGUUGUCUUAAAUUAGUGGUGGAUAGAAGACUUAGAAUAGCAACUUUUAGCAUUACCGAUGGGGAAAAAAAAAACUACUGUUAACACUGCUAAUGAAAGAAAAUGGUCUUUAACUUUCUAAUGAUUAUAGAUAAAUAUAAUAUGCAUCUUUUUCACAAUAUCCUAUGAUUUUUAGACUAGGCUCUAGUGUUCAGAAUUCAUGAAAUUAUCCAUCGUAAAAACUAGUUAUAAAAAUUACAUAAUUCAAAGAUAACGUUGUUAUUCUUAAGCCUUAUAUAAUAUUGUAACUUGCAUGUAUCCAUACCUGGAUUUGGGAUGAAAUACUUAAUGAUCUUUCCAUUGGAAAUAACUGGAUGUGAAGAGGUUUUUGUUGCUUGUACAGUGUCAGAUGAGGAACAUCACUAUCUUAAUUUUGCAAUACACUGCAUUUGCUGGUGCUAUUUUUAUACAGUGAAGCAACAGCUUUGCAGCAAAAUAAUAAAAUACUUCUUCGUUAA